Molecule: messenger RNA, 1641 nt
Organism: Chaetomium fimeti
Lineage: Eukaryota; Fungi; Ascomycota; Sordariomycetes; Sordariales; Chaetomiaceae
Exons: 5
Coding region: 1-1641 (546 amino acids)
Source: RefSeq, a predicted model, not a curated record
AUGUUGAAGCCAAUUCUCCACCGUUUCUGCUUCGUUCUGGCGUUGUGCUUGCAAUUCGCGGGCCUCGCUCACGGUCAUGUCGUCUUGACAUAUCCGGGCUGGAGGGGCAAUAAUCUGAUCAGCGAUGACAGUUUUCCGUUCGGGAUGCAAUGGAUGUACCCAUGCGGCGGGCUCCCGGUUACUUCAAACCGCACUCACUGGCCGAUUGGUGGCGGCGCUAUUGCGCUUGACCCGGGCUGGUUUACCGGUCAUGAUUCGGCGCUCAUGUACAUCAACAUCGGACUGGGCGAGCAGCCAGAGAACUACUCAUGGCCCAUAACCAAAUUCCACCUCGACGGUCCCACCGAUGGCCCAUAUCCGGGCACAGUCUGCCUCCCUCACCUCACGCUUCCGGAUGAUGUGAGGAGUCGGGUCAAGAGCGGAGACCUUGCGACGAUUCAGGUGGUUCAAGCAGCAAAGCAUGGCGCCGGGUUGUUCACCUGUGCCGACAUCAUCUUUACCGAUGAUGGCGACGAGGUGCCCGAUGUUAACGAGCGUAACUGCUUCAACUCGACCAGCAUCAAGAUCUCAGAUGUUGCGAUACUCGGCUCCCAAGAGCUCCCCUCAGCUUGCGCAGGGCUCGGAACAACGACCGGCGCGGCGAUCACGGGUUCGGGGGAUGCAUGGGGCUGGGGAUGUGAGACGAAUGGGCGGGCAGAGUUCUUUGGCGCAUCGGGCCUGACUCACAGUUGCCCAUCGUCGACGGCGACUCCAACCCCAACCGCGUCGGUGGACGAGAACAACGCGCAGAGCACGAGGGACAAAAACGGGGGAAUGAAUGCGCGGCACGGAGAGCCAAGACUUGAGCCAUGGCUUGUCCCUCGCACCCUUGACAGGCCCCAGCUUGCCCUUUUCAUACCAAAAGUGUACACGAUGAAGGUUGUUCCGAGCCCCAUCUCGGCGACCAAAGCCACCUCCCAUACACGUCACGGUCACGGUCCAGCUUCUUCUCCCCGGCUCACUUCCAUCUUCCCUCGCCACCCGAUCCAUUUUGACUUCGUCCGGCCUCAACCUCCUGCCGUCGGCCUCGGGAACCAUCGCGCGGCUCAACACAUACGGCGAAACUCUGGGUCCAAGCAUUCGACCUCGGAUGCCAAAGUCAACAAACCCACCAGCCAUCGAACCAAAGUCGGGCUGUGGCUUGAGAGUAUCGAACCGUCACACGGACCAUCUUCGGUGAUCUCGGGACACCCAUCGCCGCCCUCGUCCGCGCGACGGAAGUCAAUAUCACGCAGCACACCCUCACCACAUGGAACCAAGAUCACGAGAAACCCCAAUUCUCCUCGGAUUCCCCUUGCCGACAUCACAUCCCUAGUCUUGGCCGCUGAUGGUCCCACGAGCUUUUACUCAUCUGACACGGCCAGCGUCGAGUCACAGUCGACAGAGGGAAACACAUACCCUGCAUCAGACCUCACCGGAGCCGUCGACAUGUUGACAGCAGACGAGGCGAAGCGGCUGCUUCUUUUGUCAGCUCAGUCCAACAUGUCAUUGGCCGAUGCUAUUAGGGGGAUUGCAAUAAGCCGUUCCCAGACAGAAUCCACCCAGGAGGUGCAACACGAUUACUUGGCCGACACCUUCAGGUUCGAUGAGCACUGCUACUAG